Messenger RNA from Cygnus olor (mute swan), 1421 nucleotides. RefSeq names its product store-operated calcium entry regulator STIMATE-like. The transcript is spliced from 8 exons. The coding region runs from base 103 to 909 and encodes 268 amino acids. Gene Ontology annotation, cellular component: membrane. The record is from RefSeq and is a predicted model, not a curated record. NCBI's taxonomy places the organism in Eukaryota, Metazoa, Chordata, Aves, Anseriformes, Anatidae.
GGGAGCGGCGGCGGCUCCGCUUUGUAGGCAGCGGGACCGCUCCGCUUCCACUCCGGUUCCGCUCCGCUCCCGCUCCGCUUCCACUCCGCUCCCCCCCCGGCCAUGGCCGCCCCCCGGCCGGCUCACGGCUGCGGCAGCGGCGCGCUGCUGGGGCGCUUCGGUGUGCUGCUGCAGGCACUGCUGGCCCUCUGCGCCUUCAGCACCCUCAUGUUAAAACGAUUUAAGGAACCAAAAGAAGAGAGGCGUCCCUGGAGGAUAUGGUUUUAUGAUACCUCCAAGCAAGCAAUAGGUGCCCUCUUCAUUCACUUUGCCAAUAUUUUUCUGUCUGAUCUCACUGAAGAGGACCCCUGCUCUCUCUAUCUCAUUAAUUUCAUCCUUGAUGCCACGCUGGGGAUGCUGCUGAUCUGGCUGGGCGUGAAGGUUGUCUCCUGGAUCGUGCAGCACCAGAAAUACACGUACCUGGUCUUCGGGGAAUACGGUGACCCUCCACAAGCUGCUGCCUGGAUUGGCCAGUGUAUCCUCUACUUGCUGAUAAUGGUUUUUGAGAAGACUGCGAUCAGCCUUGUUCUGCUUAUCCCUGGUUGGACAAAGCUUCAGCAGAUCCUCCUGAGUUACAUCCCAAAUCCCCAGCUGGAGCUCGUCCUGGUCAUGCUUGUUGUGCCUUUUAUAGUCAAUGCCAUUAUGUUCUGGGUUGUGGACAGCUUGAUCAUGAGGAAAUACUACAAGCAGAAAGACAGCCUGGACAUCAAUGGAUCCAUAGAAACCCCUCGGGCGAGGAGGACUGAGGAAUCUCAGGUGCUGCUCUCUCCAGACAUGGAUUUUGAGCAGUCUGAAAGCGACCAGGACACUUCGGGGCUCCAGGGAAUGAACCAGAAGAUGAAGCAGCCCAGCUAUCAGGUGGUCAUCUGACAGCACCGGGAUGAGGUGGAGGAAGGGGAGCAGCACUGUGAUCCUUGAGCUGGCCAAGGAAGGGCAGGGUGGGGAAUGCAAGUUGAUCCCUGUGGAUCUGUGGAGAUCCGGUUGCCUGCCUCAUGUAGACCCAUCCUUCUGCAGUGGUCUCUUUGGGAUGGUGUCUGUGUAUCUUGUUUGGGCUUGAGCAGAAUCUGCUUUAGCUGCCUGACCUUAACCUCAACACAUGCAGGCAUGUUGAGGUUAGGGGUAUGGAUGUGUACUUCCUCUGGCUGGCCAGCUGGGUAUAACUGUCAGGACUGGAGACUGAAAUCAAAAGGCUGUCUGUUUUUUAAUAGAAAAAGAAUCUGUCCUGUACUGUCUGAACUCUGACACUUUUAUAUUCACAGAUGCUCAAAAGAACUGUUUUGCAAUAUGUAUUUAAAUGUCUUGAAUUGGGAAGACUCUCAGUGGAUCCGAUGCUUUUUUUUACUGUUUUAUAAGGAAUGCAAUAAAUGUUUGACCUAAAACUG